AUGAUUAGUGGUUCCAAUAGGCAAACGAAUUCUAAAGGAUUCCUGCCAAAACAAGAACGAGCGAAGGAUGCUGACCUACCUGAUGAGGAUGUAAAACGUUGUUUUAAAUGCGCUGAGAAGGGACAUUUGGCGAGUCAAUGUAGAUCCAAGGAGAUUAAGUGCUUUAAGUGCAAGGGGUUGGGUCAUAAGAGCUCUGAUUGCAACAGGAAUAAGAACGAGAGUGGAAAGGUUGUGAAAAAGGAGGAUGGCAAUGUCCAGACUUUGACUUCUUUAUCUUCAUAUCGGAUCUUUAAGAAUAUCAUCAUUCGGAACCAAGAGAUUUCGGCUACUAUUGAUACGGGUAGUGACAUAAGUUGCUUAAGGAAUGAAUUAUUUUUGGCGCUGGGUGAUGUCGAAUUGGAAUCUUGUAAGAAGACUUUGACUGGAAUCGGCCAAAAGGAUAUAACAACACUUGGAUGCUUUUCGAGCAAUAUUGAUGUGGACGGAGUUUUGGUACCAAUCAUUUUCCAUGUAGUUAGGGAUCAGGAUAUUUUGUAUACAGCGAUUAUUGGCAAUGACGUUCUUGAAUUUGUGAAUAUGACAGUGAGCUUUAAAGGAGUGGAAUUCUCGUUAAAGUCUGCCAAUCCAAGUCCCACGGAAUUUCGGAGCGAUUCUAUAGCCAUGCAGAACGUUCUUAAGGAGCUUUCAGAGAUAGAAGUUGUUGGCCAAAUUGGUGAUGCUGGCUACAUUGAUCAAGUCGAUUUAUGUCACUUGGGGCAUAAUGAACAGAAGGAGAUUAUGAGGAUGUUGGAUGACUACAGACCAGUAAAGCCGAACACAUUUCCAGUCAAGAUGAAAAUUAUACUAAGUGAUUAA
Messenger RNA from Lucilia sericata (common green bottle fly), 855 nucleotides. RefSeq lists its product as uncharacterized. Lineage: Eukaryota; Metazoa; Arthropoda; Insecta; Diptera; Calliphoridae. The transcript has a single exon. The record is from RefSeq and is a predicted model, not a curated record. Gene Ontology annotation, biological process: proteolysis; positive regulation of cytoplasmic translation. Bases 1 to 855 code for a protein of 284 amino acids. Gene Ontology annotation, molecular function: single-stranded RNA binding; aspartic-type endopeptidase activity; mRNA binding. Gene Ontology annotation, cellular component: cytoplasm.